AUUUUGUUGUUAGUUUCGCGCCAUUUCACGUACCGAAUGAAAAGAAGAGUGAGGGAUCAGGGAAAGGGUAUUGUGAAUGGCUAACAAUGUUUCUCAGUGACCUCAAACGCGAGUUUUACGAUGUUAUAUUGGGAAAACGUGUCUUGAUAUUUGUGAAUUUCGACGUGGAUGCCAUAGCUUCAUGUCGAAUUCUGCAGUACCUGUUACUUUGUGAUUCAAUCAGCUAUUCUAUAGUCCCUGUGCAGAGCCAAAAUGAUCUCAUUUCAGCCUACAAAGAGAGCUGUGAACAGUCAAACCACAUUAUUCUGAUAAACUGUGGAGGAACUUUGGACAUUGUAGAAACAUUAGAACCAUCAGAGGAAAAAAUCUUCUAUAUUGCAGACUCACAUCGGCCAUAUGAUGUUUGUAACAUCUACAACGAUGGACAGGUUUGUAUACUGGGAAAGGUAAAUGAGAAAGAAGAUAUACCAACAUAUGAAGAUAUCUUUGGGAAUGAUGAUGACGAUGAUGAUGAUGAGGGCAGCAAUCCUUCAGAUGGAGAAGCAAAUGGUGAUGGUGAUGAUGAUGAAGAAGAAGUUCGUGAAUCUAAAUCCAAACGUCAGAAAUUGGAUCCUGCUGAAAUGGUUAUGCGUCGUAGAGAAAAAAGGCUAUGGCAUGAGAAAAGAAAGGAGAUUUUGUUUAACUAUAUGCAAUUUUCUUUUUAUUCAUCGUCGACUGCUCUUCUUAUGUUUGAACUUGCCUGGAAAUUAUCUAGAGACAGCAAUGAUUUGUUGUGGUGGGCUAUUAUCGGUGUGAACGAACAGCAGCUUCUGGGUAAAGUCGAAUCAAAAACCUCGGUUCUUGAUAAUGGCAAGUUGCAAAGUCACAUGAUUCGAUUGGCCCAUUUAUCGCAACACGGUGGAGAAUCGACAGGAACCAAAGACGCACUGUAUAUAACCCACGAAAAAGAUUUAAAUUUGUCGAUGUACCGACACUGGAGUUUAUUGGAAAGCUUAAAAUACUCUCCUCAAACAGCCAGUCAUUUUCAACUUUGGACACUGAAAGGAGAGAAAAAACUCAACGAGUUUCUAGCUGGAUUAGGGCUUCCACUGUCUCAGUGUCGCCAAAAAUUUAACUCUAUGGAUAUCGAGCUUCGGAAUGAUUUGCGUGCCAUUUUCCAGAAAAAAGUUGAAAAAUACGACUUGGAAGACCUCGUUGAAUACAGUUUUAAUUCUCAGUAUGGAUUUCGGCCAAAGAAUUCCGCCAGUGACUAUGUCUACGCCCUUAUAGCGUUGCUUGAUUCGGCCGAAAAGGAUAAAGAUCCAGCCGAUGCAUUUCACGACGCACUGGAAUGUCUUUCAAACUCGAAAAUGGAUGCUGUUUAUAAAGGAAUCGAACUGGCCAAGCUGCAGCAAAUGGCGAUCGGAAAAGAAGUGCACACCUGUCUGGAUAUGGGUCACGUGAUCAGCGCAGGACCUUGUUUGUACGCAGUUAUCCAAGACGGGACACCAGACGCCAAGUACUAUGGUUAUCCGCACAGUUUGCUCAUGCUGGGACAGUUUCUUCUCAAAGCCCACAUCUCGCGAGCACGAGGUCGUGGAUUGAGAGCGAGAGAGCUUCCACUCAUCAUUUCAGCCCCAUCGGCGUCUCGACCAUCUCAUUGCCUUUUAUUGGGUUUGCCUCCUUUAUCAUUGGAUUCCCCCAAAAACUUGAUUGGAAAAGCCUUUGAGCAAGCAGCUGAAAACACCCAAACAGAAAUCACAUCUGUAUUUUUUGACUCCUCCGUGAUCGAGAUCAACUCGGAAUGCCGAACCAAUUUCUUGGAUUCGCUCUUUUCACUCCUAGAAUAACACAAAUUUACCGAACCCGAACGGUCAAAAUGGGAUUAGUGAUUCACAUCAAACGAGUAUCCUUUUUCUUCUUAUUCUUAUUUAAGGCUGUACUCCCUCUAGAGAAUUUUCUCUCCUUUUUUUUUUAAACAUGCCAUUCUUGAUUUUAAAACAGUGUGUAGAAUUUCGUUGGCGAUUUCCCGUGCAAAUGAUAUAUUAUCGCCGAUUAUACAUCCUUUAUUGCAA
Molecule: messenger RNA, 2054 nt
Organism: Daphnia pulicaria
Lineage: Eukaryota; Metazoa; Arthropoda; Branchiopoda; Diplostraca; Daphniidae
Gene: Cdc45
Product: cell division control protein 45 homolog
Exons: 13
Coding region: 87-1829 (580 amino acids)
Biological process (GO): DNA replication initiation; mitotic DNA replication preinitiation complex assembly; double-strand break repair via break-induced replication
Cellular component (GO): DNA replication preinitiation complex
Molecular function (GO): chromatin binding; DNA replication origin binding; single-stranded DNA binding
Source: RefSeq, a predicted model, not a curated record